AUGACCCACAUAGGAAAAGUCGGUGAGUUUAAUGAAAGCACAGAAAGCUUCGCGAAUUAUGUGGAGAGACUUGAACAAUUUUUCGCGGCAAAUGAAGUUAAGGACCAAAAGAAAGUAGCUGUAUUUUUGUCGAUUAUUGGUCCAACGACUUAUGGAGUUUUGAAAAAUUUAGUGCAACCAGCCCUGCCGAAAGAAAAAGAGUACAAAGAUUUAGUGCAAGUGUUGCGGGGGUAUUACAUGCCCAAACCGUUAGUUAUUUCUGAAAGAUUUAAAUUCAAUAAGAGAAACCAGAAGGAGGGUGAAAGUGUUUACUCGUAUGUAAUUGAGUUAAAGAGGCUAUCUACACAUUGUGAGUUUGGAGAAUUUCUGCCUGAAGCACUUAGAGUCAGAGAUCGACUGGUUUGUGGGUUACGGUCAGAAGCAAUACAGAAAAAGUUGUUAUCAGAGACGGAACUGGAUUUCGAUAAAGCAGUCAAGAUUGCGUAUGCCAUGGAAACGGCUGAAAAAGACACAUUGGCAUUUUUGACUCCUGAUCCAGGAAUACACAGUGUGGAAACAAAAUAUUCAGGGAGGAAAUCUGAGAACCGAAAGAAAUUUCAAAGACAAUAUUCGGAGGAAUGUUACCGAUGUGGGAAUAACCAUAACCCGAAGGAGUAUGAUGAGACAUCAGAUUCAUCAGACAGCAUUUGUUCUAUUUUCUGUACCAAUGAAAAAGACCAUAGCAGAAGGAAGUUGACGGUGAACAUAACAGUGGGAGAUGAAGAGGUAGAAUUUUUAAUUGACACCGGGAGUGUUCGUACCAUUGUAGGUGAGGCAGUUUACCAGAGACAUUUAGAGCAUUUCAAGCUCACAAAAACAGAUACUGUACUUCGUUCAUAUACUGGAGAUGAAAUCGGGUUGCUGGGAGUGUGUCAUGUUCCUGUAAAGUACCAGGAUCAAGAGUUCGUUGAGCUACCAUUGCUAGUUGCCCAAGGACAGCGACCAAGUUUAUUGGGGAGGGACUGGCUGUCAAAAAUAAAACUCAACUGGCAAGAAGUCUUUGCAGUACGUAUGAUUGAAAUGGAGACCCUAAGGAGAGAGUAUAGUGACCUAUUCUUGCCAAGCACAGAACCAAUAAAGGAUUUUAAAGCACAGAUUAGGUUGAAGGAGGACGGACAUCCAAUAUUUUGCAAAGCAUGCACAGUACCCUAUGCUAUUAAAGAACAAGUGGAAAAUGAACUGAGAAAACUAGUUGAGCGAGGUGUUCUUCAGAAAGUAAAAAAUAGCUCCUGGGCUGCACCUGUAGUGGUGGUUCCAAAGGCAGACCAGUCAGUGAGGAUUUGUGGAGACUAUAAGAUGACAGUUAAUCGGGUUAUCAGUGAGGAGCAUUACCCACUGCCCAACACAGAUGACAUGUUUGCCAGCUUAGCAGGUGGAAAAAAAUUUACAAAGUUGGAUCUAAGUCAAGCCUAUUCUCAGCUAGAAUUGGACAGAGAAUCUCAAGAAUGUCUAACCAUUAAUACUCACCUUGGACUCUUUCGAUAUGCCCGGCUACCUUAUGGAGUUAGUUCUGCAAGCGCAAUAUUUCAGUCAGUUAUGGACCAAGUCCUAUUGAUCAUUGGUAUGUCGGAUAGAUGA
This is a messenger RNA of Saccostrea cuccullata (small rock oyster), 1617 nucleotides long. RefSeq lists its product as uncharacterized. Lineage: Eukaryota; Metazoa; Mollusca; Bivalvia; Ostreida; Ostreidae. Bases 1 to 1617 code for a protein of 538 amino acids. The transcript has 2 exons. The record is from RefSeq and is a predicted model, not a curated record. Gene Ontology annotation, molecular function: aspartic-type endopeptidase activity. Gene Ontology annotation, biological process: proteolysis.